This is a messenger RNA of Hibiscus syriacus, 888 nucleotides long. RefSeq names its product aspartyl protease family protein 1-like. The record is from RefSeq and is a predicted model, not a curated record. Gene Ontology annotation, biological process: proteolysis. NCBI's taxonomy places the organism in Eukaryota, Viridiplantae, Streptophyta, Magnoliopsida, Malvales, Malvaceae. Gene Ontology annotation, molecular function: aspartic-type endopeptidase activity. The coding region runs from base 1 to 888 and encodes 295 amino acids. The transcript is spliced from 4 exons.
AUGUUUUCUUCCAUAAAGAGACUAUUUUUCCUCUUGGUCUUCAGCUUCAACCUCAGCUAUGGCCGCAUCUUCACUUUCAAGAUGCACCACCUUUUCUCUGAACCCGUCAAGAACUGGUCCAACUCCACUGGCAAACUCUCUCAUUGGCCUGCAAAGGGCUCUUUUGAGUACUACGCCGUUUUAGCUCACCGGGACCGCCUCCUCCGCGGCCGCAAACUCUCUGAUAACAAUGCAACCCUUUCUUUUUCUGAUGCCUACUCCACCUUCCGAAUCAGCUCAUUGGGAUUUUUACAUUAUACCACAGUGAAAUUAGGGACUCCUGGUGUGAAGUUCAUGGUGGCACUUGAUACAGGGAGUGAUCUUUUCUGGGUGCCAUGCGAUUGUACCCAAUGCGCUCCAACUGAAGGAACUACUUAUGCUUCUGAUUUCGAGCUUAGCAUAUAUGAACCGAAAGGAUCAUCCACUAGCAAAAGAGUCACCUGCAACAGUAGCAUGUGUGCACACCGUAACCAAUGUCUCGGAACAUUCAGUAGUUGUCCAUACAUAGUGUCUUACAUGUCAGCUCAAACUUCUACAUCUGGCGUUCUACUGGAGGAUGUUCUUCACCUGAUGACCGGAGAUGAUCAUCCACAGUUGGUUGAGGCAUACGUCACGUUUGGCUGUGGGCAGGUACAGAGCGGUUCAUUCCUCGAUGUUGCAGCUCCCAAUGGUUUAUUUGGGCUUGGCAUGGAGAAGAUAGCAGUUCCUAGCAUUUUAUCACAGGAAGGUUUAACAGCUAAUUCCUUCUCCAUGUGUUUCGGAAGUGACGGAAUUGGAAGGAUCAGUUUUGGUGACAAAGGUAGUCCUGACCAGCAAGAGACCCCAUUUAAUCUCAACCCAUCACAGUAA